ACCCAACAAAGACUCAAACCACAACCCAACCUCACACCAUCACCAAUCUCCCAAAAAACACUCACCCUCCUUUCACAAACUCAGAUCUGAGUUAUCAUGAAAAAAAGGCAUGCCUAAUUUUCACUAACCCCUCCUUUCCUUCACAAAAGCCAUUAAGGAACCUUUUUGUAUUCUUAAAAUUUUAGAAAUGGAAAAAGUGGCUCCUCCUCCGAUUCUGAUGCACAAGAAGCGCGAUCUAUCAUACGGCGUCGUUCGGGAACCCCAGAGCGAGAGUUGGAGUGCCAAAGAGUGGAACUGGGACAGCGUGAGGUUCGUUGGGAAACCCUUACCCUCCUCCAACGACGACGUUUUCGAAGAAGAGAGUGUGCCGUUGCAGUUGAAUCUUGGCAGCGUCGUAGCCAGAGCGAACAACAAGAGAGUGAGGUCCGGUUCUCCCGGAACGGCAUCGUAUCCGAUGUGUCAGGUCGAUAACUGCAGAGAGGAUCUGUCCAAGGCGAAGGACUAUCACCGAAGGCACAAAGUGUGUGAGGCUCAUAGCAAAGCUUCCAAAGCGCUUCUCGCCAAUCAAAUGCAACGGUUCUGCCAGCAGUGUAGUAGGUUUCACCCGCUCUCCGAGUUCGAUGAGGGAAAGCGUAGUUGUCGCCGGCGACUCGCCGGGCAUAACCGUCGCCGGAGGAAAACUCAGCCGGAGGAUGUUGCUCCCGCUACACCCGUACCCACCGCCGCCAAUUUGGAAAUUUUCAACUUGUUGACUGCCAUAGCUGGAGCCUCUCAAGGAAAAUUUGAGGAGAAAAGGUCACAAAUUCCGGAUAGAGAGCAGCUUGUGCAGAUUCUCAAUAGGAUACCUUUGCCUGCUGAUCUUGCAACCAAGUUGCUGGAUGUUGGUAAUGUCAAUGGGAAAAAAGAUCAUGUGCAAAUGCAGACUCCAUCCGCCUAUCAUCAUCAUGACCAACUGAACCACUCCCCCUCUGCCCCAUUAACUAUGGACUUGCUUGCUGUUCUUUCCACCACUCUAUCUGCCCCUGCUCCCGCCCCCAAUGCUGUUGCAUCACUAUCUCAAAAUCACAGUUGCAGUAGUGAUGGUGGCAGUGACAAGUGUAGGGAUAGUGCUGACCAGUCCAGAGGACAGCAAUUCUUUUCAGUUGGUGGAGAAAGAAGCAGUAGCAGUUCGCAGUCUCCAGUUGAAGAUUUAGAUUGCCAGGAGGAUGUUCGAGUUAAUUUACCGCUGCAACUCUUUAGCUCCUCUCCAGAAGACAACAGCCUGCCAAAAAUAACGUCUUCGCGGAAGUAUUUCUCAUCUGACAGUAGUAACCCCGUUGAAGAGAGGUCGCCAUCGUCUUCUCCUGUUGUGGAGAUGCAAUUUGAUUUGCAGGGUGGGGCUAGAGGUUUCCAGCCGGAGGGCAUAAUCUCAACUGGAAGAGGUGUUAACAGAGAUAAAGAAGCUAGCCAAAUUCAUAGUUCUAAUAUCUCUCUUGACCUCUUUAAAGGGCCGAAUAACAGGAUCCAACAACCUAGUUCACUUCAAAGUGUUCCAUUUCAAGCUGGGUAUGCAUCUUCGGGCUCUGAUAAUUCACCUCCCAGUUUGAAUUCAGAUGCGCAGGAUCGAACUGGGAGGAUAAUGUUUAAACUAUUUGACAAGCAUCCUAGCCAUUUCCCAGGAACAUUGCGAACACAGAUUUACAACUGGCUUUCUAGUAGGCCAUCAGACAUGGAGAGCUACAUAAGGCCUGGUUGUGUGGUCCUAUCAAUUUAUGCUACAAUGCCUUCUGCUGCCUGGGUGAAACUAGAAGAAAACUUCCUCCAACGAGUUCAUUCCUUAAUUCAAAAUUCUGAUUCUGAAUUUUGGAGGAAUGGAAGAUUUCUAGUUCAUUCUGGCAGUCAGUUGGCUUCACACAAAGAUGGGAAUAUACGCAUAUGCAAAACAUGGAGAACAUGGAAGUCUCCGGAGUUGAUAUCCAUUUCUCCUUUGGCAAUUGUUAGUGGACAAGAAACCUCUAUUUCGUUGAAGGGUAGAAACCUGUCAACUCCUGGCACCAAGAUUCAUUGCACAGGUACUGGCUCUUACACAUCGGCAGAAGUCAUUGGAUCGGCAUAUCCUGGUGUGACAUAUGAUGAGAUAAAGUUGAAUGGUUUUAAAGUUCAGGAUGCAUCUCCUGGUGUUCUGGGUCGGUGUUUCAUCGAGGUUGAAAAUGGUUUCAAGGGUAACAGUUUUCCAGUGAUAAUAGCUAAUGCUACCAUUUGCAAGGAAUUGAGACCACUGGAGUCUGAAUUUGAUGAGGAGGAACAGAUAUGUGAUGCCAUUUCAGAGGAACAUGAACAUCAUUUUGGAAGGCCCAGGUCAAGGGAGGAGACUUUGCACUUUCUGAAUGAGCUUGGCUGGCUCUUCCAAAGAGAAAGGUUCUCGUUUGGGCAUGAUGAGGUUCCAGCUUAUUCGCUUGACAGGUUCAAAUUUGUACUCACAUUUGCUGUGGAAAGAGACUGUUGCAUGGUAGUCAAAACCCUUCUGGAUGUGCUGGUUGAUAAACAGUUGGAUGGGGAAUGGUUGUCAACAAGAUCAGUGGAGAUGCUGAAUGCAAUUCAACUCUUAAAUAGAGCAGUGAAAAGAAAGUGCAUAAACAUGGUUGAUUUGCUCAUCCACUAUUCUAUACCUAGCAAAAAUGAUACAUCCCGGAAAUAUGUAUUUCCACCGAAUUUUGAGGGUCCUGGUGGUAUUACACCCUUGCACUUGGCAGCAUGCACAUCGGGUUCUGAGAGUGUAGUUGACACUUUAACAAGUGACCCACAGGAGAUUGGGUUGAAGUGCUGGGAAUCCCUCGAGGAUGCAAAUGGACAGACUCCACGUGGUUAUGCCAUGAUGAGAAACAAUCAUUCUUAUAAUGUGCUGGUUGCCCAAAAACUUGCCGAUAGACAAAGAGGUGAAGUUUCGGUAAAAAUUGAGAAUGAGAUAGAGCAACUGUCACUGAGAGUGGAGCAUAAGCAAAAGCAAAGUAGUUACCUAGUCAAACGAAAUAAGAAUUCUUGUGCCAAGUGUGCAAUUGCAGAAAUCCACUAUAACAGAAGAAUUCCAGGUUCACAGAGCUUGCUUCACCGCCCCUUUAUUUAUUCAAUGCUAGCUGUUGCUGCUGUCUGUGUGUGUGUAUGUGUGUUCUUCCGUGGACACCCUUCCGUAGGCUCAGAUGCUCCCUUCAGUUGGGAAAAUCUGGGUUAUGGCACAAUGUAAUGCUACUAUUGGUAAAUGGAAUUCGGAUAAAGGGAAUGGAAGGCAUAAAUCAGAUUGAAAAGCCAAAUGUUGCAAUGUUGCUUUUUCCCCUGACAAGGCAAAACUGCUGCGUGGGAAAAUGGGGCAUUUUGUGAUGAGAGCCCAAUGUUAACGUAUUAUAUGUUGAUGUGGAGCUAUGUUUGGCAGAUCCAGGAGAAACAAGAAAGUAGAGCUGCCUUGUGUACAUAGUCUAACUUGAAUGGUGCAUAUUCCUAUAGUGCUGGAGUGUUAAUGAUAUGAUAAGUUAAAACCUGAAUGUUUAUCGAGAUUGGUGUUGGGGGUUCAGGGUUAGAGAAAUCCUUAAAUUUUCAGACCAGACAAAACAUGACCUUCCACAUUUAAGUUGGAAUGGUGAAUUAUGGCCACAAGCACACUAACAAUUAUGAGAGCAGUGGAACGUUCGGAAUGAAGAGAAGUGCGGCGAGUAAAUGUUAAUACUGAUUAUGAGAUCAGUAUCAGUACUUGGGUUCAUUGCCUCCUUACGUCCCAACGGUAAACCAGGAAAUGUUCCUUGCUUUAUUUUUCCCUUUAAUUGUUAUAAGUCAAAAUUUCAAGUCCAAGGUAUUUUGAUGCAUCAAUUUCGAUACUGUAAAGUUUGAUUUUGAGGGUACUGAUCACAGGGCUGACGAUAUUCUAUGAUUAAGAAGUGUAAUAUAUACUAGUUAUGUCUAAUUUAAUCCACGUUUCAGUUUUCUUUGCCCACCCUCCCACCGGUCUAUUAUGUCUCAACCAGGAGAGUUGUACAUGGUUCAUUUGUGGAAAGCUACAAGUUCUUCCACAAACGAGCGUCUUGGAUUGCAAAAGCAAUGAAUAAAAUGAUAAGCAUUUCAAA
This is a messenger RNA of Abrus precatorius (Indian licorice), 4091 nucleotides long. Its product is annotated as squamosa promoter-binding-like protein 14. The record is from RefSeq and is a predicted model, not a curated record. The coding region runs from base 188 to 3220 and encodes 1010 amino acids. Gene Ontology annotation, molecular function: DNA binding. Gene Ontology annotation, cellular component: nucleus. NCBI's taxonomy places the organism in Eukaryota, Viridiplantae, Streptophyta, Magnoliopsida, Fabales, Fabaceae. The transcript is spliced from 9 exons.